This is a messenger RNA of Danaus plexippus (monarch butterfly), 1326 nucleotides long. Its product is annotated as paired box protein Pax-6-like. The record is from RefSeq and is a predicted model, not a curated record. NCBI's taxonomy places the organism in Eukaryota, Metazoa, Arthropoda, Insecta, Lepidoptera, Nymphalidae. Gene Ontology annotation, molecular function: RNA polymerase II transcription regulatory region sequence-specific DNA binding; DNA-binding transcription factor activity, RNA polymerase II-specific. Gene Ontology annotation, biological process: regulation of transcription by RNA polymerase II. The transcript is spliced from 3 exons. Bases 258 to 1250 code for a protein of 330 amino acids.
GCCAGAUCGCGAUAGAUACUCCAUUAGUUCGCACAUUAGCUGAAUUAGUUGAAUUAUUUAAUUAUAGUAAUUCAAUAAGUUGGUGUAUUAAUAACAAUCAUUUGAAUUUCGAUCGAUGUGAUACUGGACAUUGACAUUUAUUUAAAUCGUAUGCGACAUUGUUUAGAAAUUUAUAUGUUUCAAAUUGUACCCACGAUGUUCGUAGACUCGUUUAAUUAUAAUGUAAUUGAUGGGUGACAGAAAUAUUUUAUGUUGCAAUGGAUCAAGUUAAAGAUAAUCCGAACGGUCAAAAGCAAGAUGUUAUUUCCAGGAAUUUUGAAACCAAAUCUCAAAGUCAACUAAACUAUAAUACUUCAAAUUAUUCAGAAAACAAUAUCUACCAGAUGAUAAAAUGCCACGAGGAUAGCUUGCUAAGGCUUCAUCAUUUAACUGCGGGGCGCAACAUCAAUGCUACUUACGACAGUGGGUACCAGAACGACAUUCCAUGGUAUCCAAAGGACUUACAACGACAAUAUAUAAAGCCCGUGGAGUACUUGGCAUACGAAGAUAUGAGGAGGAAGUUUGAUGAAGCAAAAGGAAAAGAGAGAGAACGAAAAGACCAAGAAGAAGAAAAGGACGGAAAGAACGACGAAAGAAAAAAGCCAAGACGAAAUAGAACUACGUUCACAAGUCAACAGCUAGCUGCAUUAGAAAAGGUGUUUGAAAAAACUCACUAUCCAGAUGCGUUCGUGCGAGAAGAUCUUGCGUCGAGAGUGAAUUUAACUGAAGCCCGAGUUCAGGUUUGGUUUCAAAAUCGACGUGCUAAGUUCCGAAGAAAUGAAAGAUCAGCUCUGUCCUCACACAGGACGUCCACGCAAAAUUCUCCUGAACCGAUACCAGUUCCGAUCGGUAUCCCGCAGGUUGACCCUCGACAGGAUUUCAAUCGUAACGCCAAGGAACCCUGGAUGCAUCACUUCCAGCCUAAUAACCUCAACUUCAAUUUGGGCCUGCCUAUAACAAAUUCUAGUUUAUACCAAAACGACUAUGCGCUUAUGAUGCAAAAUGUUGGCAACCGUCAGUAUGUUUCUAAUACGAAUUCGCUCAUGGCACAGAAUGUCCCUGGUUACGGAUCUUCUAAUGAGAACAAUUACAGUUCGUGUGCAUUGAUAGGAAGCUACAGUGGCGCUCUACAGCCGGCCCACCACAGCUCCUACAAUUUAAACUUAAGAAUUAGACCUCAUGAUUUUACCAUAAACAACAUAACGCUUUGAUUAGGGUUUUGACAAAUUAAGUAAAAUUAUGAAUUAUAUUUAUUAAAACUGUGUUUUAUUCUAUAUCGUUGAAUCU